This is a messenger RNA of Olea europaea var. sylvestris, 1515 nucleotides long. Its product is annotated as heavy metal-associated isoprenylated plant protein 7-like. NCBI's taxonomy places the organism in Eukaryota, Viridiplantae, Streptophyta, Magnoliopsida, Lamiales, Oleaceae. Gene Ontology annotation, molecular function: metal ion binding. The transcript is spliced from 5 exons. The record is from RefSeq and is a predicted model, not a curated record. Bases 222 to 1253 code for a protein of 343 amino acids.
CGUGAAUGUGCUAGUUUCAUGAAUCUGCUUAAAUUCGCUUCUAGUGCACGUGCCACCUAUAUAAGAGCCACGUCACUUAUAUGAUGACACAUCGAGUGCCUCUUAGAUCUGUUGGCUAAAACCUGCAACUCAAGUUCAUCCUCUCUUUGAGUUUAUAGAUAGAGAGAGAAGAACAUAGUGAGUGUGUGUGAAACUAUCCCCGGUACACCAGAGGAAAACCAAUGGGGGAGGAAGAAAAGAAACUGGAGAAAGCGAAGAAGCCCGAGGAAGAAGCGAAGAAAGAAGAAGCACCAAAAGCUGAUGAGAAAACCAGUGAGCAAACGAAAGAAAAGAAAUCUGAGGAAUCCAAAGAGGCGGCGCCACCACCGCCUCCACCGCAAGAAAUCAUCCUGAAAGUUUACAUGCAUUGUGAAGGUUGUGCCAGAAAAGUCCGAAGAUGCCUCAAAGACUUCCAAGGGGUAGAGGAUGUAAUAACAGAUUGCAAGACGAGUAAGGUGAUUGUGAAAGGUGAGAAGGCAGAUCCAAUUAAGGUUUUGGAAAGGGUUCAAAGGAAGAGCCACCGGCAGGUGGAGCUUCUCUCUCCAAUCCCAAAACCGGUGGCGGAAGAACCUAAGAAACCGGAAGAAAAAGAGAUGGCUAAAGCCGAAGAGAAAAAACCGGAGCCUCCGGUGAUUACAGUAAUCUUGCAUGUUUACAUGCAUUGUGAGGCUUGUGCUCAAGCAAUCAGGAAGAGAAUACAGAGAAUGAAAGGAGCGGAAAGUGCAGAGCCAGAUCUAAAGAGUUCACAAGUGACAGUGAAAGGCAUGUUUGAGCCUGAAGAUCUCGUUGAUUAUGUAUACAAGAGAACGGGAAAGCACGCAGUAAUCGUGAAGGUAGAGCCGGAUAAAAAAGAGGAUGAAAAAGAGAAAGAAAAAGACUGUAAAGACGAGAAGAAGACCGGGGGUGAGAAAAAGGAAGCCAAGAAAGGUGGUGAAGAGGCGAAAGAAAACAAGGAAGGAGGUGGCGGCGAAGAACCACCGGCUAAACCCGAGGAUGACACUAAAUUAGACUUGAAAAAGAAUGAAUUCUAUCAUUACUACCCUCAAAACUAUCAGAUUCAACCUCAAAGAUUUGUCCAAGAACACAUUGAUAUUGGAUAUGCUCCACAGAUCUUCAUUGACGAAAAUCAAAGAUUUGUCCAAGAACAUAUUGAUAUUGGAUAUGCUCCACAGAUCUUCAGUGAUGAAAACCCUAAUGCAUGUUCAGUUAUGUGAAAUUUGGGAUGAACAAGGGAUGGAGUUAGGGGGCACACCGCACAUGGAUAACUGUUCCAUGACAUGUUGUUGUGCUCUACAUGUGGUCAUGUCUGGGUUUCGUAGUAUAAAUCUACAGGAAGCUGUAGAAUUUUGUGCCUUUUUCGUUUUCGUUUAUUAUAAUCUUUGUCACAUACCUUGAAUAAGAGUAUAUUGUAUAAUUAUGUCUGGUAUAUUUUUUUUCUCGGAAAGUACUUGAUCUUUGUUUGUUUAAUACUUUUCG